Prunus armeniaca (apricot) is the source of this 738-nucleotide messenger RNA. Lineage: Eukaryota; Viridiplantae; Streptophyta; Magnoliopsida; Rosales; Rosaceae. The record is from the annotation of a GenBank genome assembly.
AUGGGCAAGUACAUGAGGAAGUCCAAGUCCGCAGGGGAAAUGGCAGUCAUGGAGGUUUCACACCCACACCCACAGUCACAAGCCUCUCUCGGAGUUUGCACCCGAGCCAAAACCCUAGCUCUCCAGAGGUCGUCGGCUUCACCUGUCACCUCCGGCUCCUAUCUUCAGCUCCGGAGCCGCCGCCUCGAGAAGCCUCCGAUUCUCUUGCCCAAACGGCUCGAGCCCAAGAGGCAGAAACCCAAGGCUAGUUCUAAUUCUAGGGCGACUUCGAGGCUUGGAGUCCAUGGUUCGGUGGCCAAGGCUCAGGGCCAGAAGGCUGAGGAGACUGAUGAAAUGGCGCCGAAAGAGGAAGAGGGUCAAGAAAAGAAUGAGCACAAUAACACCAACAACAAAGAAAAUGGCGAUUUGGGUGUCGAAGAAGCUUCCUUUGGAGAGAAUGUGCUCGAGCUUGAAGGUAGAGAGAGGACCACAAGGGAGUCAACGCCUUGUAGCUUGAUAAGGGAUCCAGACACCAUCAGAACCCCUGGUUCUACUACCAAGCCUACUAAUUCAGCUGAAGCAAAUCAGAGAAUACAGAGCUCAUCGCAGAGGCACAUACCAACAGCACAUGAUAUGGAUGAGUUCUUCGCUGGUGCUGAAGGAGAGCAGCAAAGACAAUUCAUUGCGAAAUACAACUUUGACCCUGUGAAUGAUAAACCGCUCCCUGGACGUUAUGAAUGGGAGAAAGUGGAUCCUUAG